Molecule: messenger RNA, 1497 nt
Organism: Angiostrongylus costaricensis
Lineage: Eukaryota; Metazoa; Nematoda; Chromadorea; Rhabditida; Metastrongylidae
Source: the annotation of a GenBank genome assembly
AUGAUUGGGAGAGAGUUAAGCCCGCAAGCUCAGAGAGCUAUUGUGUCCUACUCUGAUGACCUACUUGAAGCGCUAAUUGAUGCGGUUUGCCUUGAAACAAAAUCGCAAAACUCCCAUCGUAUUCGUGAGGAAGAUGUCUUGAAGUCGGUGAAAGCUGUGUCGCUUUUUCCUCUUCGUGUGGUGCCCCGGGCCACUUUGAAAAUCUUUAAUCCAAAAGCGUCACCUCAUCAGCCAGCGGUUCCACGUGCUAAAGUAGAUGCUUCACAAGCUGGGCAAGUUGCAAAGAAACCUGGACAACCAUUCAUCCGUCCUCGAAGGGUCGUUGUCGAUGAAGCUCAGUUUCUUGAAGACAUUCGUAAGAUGAAACCAACAGAGAUAAAGGAGCCGGUACUUUAUAGCUCUCAUAAGUUAACACUAGAAGUGAGGGACUUACGGCCACUUCUGGGUGCUUCAGCCGUUGCUGAAGCUUCCACAGCCUUGGAACGUCCGGCCCGGCACUUUGUAGGGCGACCGCAGCCGCUGAUUACCGAAGAUCGGGGAAAUCUUCAGCCAGAACUCACUACUUAUCACAAAUAUCGCGAAUAUCUCGGCAUUGUAGGCCCACUGCCGAAUAUAAAAUCGAAAUUUGGGCCAAUGACAGAGAUUCCUGCUUAUCUUCACGCAUUACAACAACGUAAUGAAAUACUAGGACUUGCUGCGAACAAUGGUACAGCGAUGCCAAAUAUUCCUCAAGUCCAUCGUCCGAAUAUUCCUAUUCAACAGUUAUCUCAAGUCACUCCAUUACAAAUGUACUACGAGCAACCUUAUCCGCGUCAUCAGGCAUCACUGAAUUUCCCCUUUCAGUAUUUGCCCCAAUUUCCUCUUCCACCUCAGCCUAAUGUUUCAAUACCAUUUGAUAUUCAGCAGGCAUUCCAAACCAUGCAUCCCCACGAAACCGCUCGCAUAUUUCAUGAAUUUCUGCAAAGGCAGCGCCGUCAAAAGUGGGUCGAUGAUCUUGAACGUUCAGCUCUCAUCUCACCCACUCCGCCUCUUACAGAGUGUGAAUACCCCCUGUGUUCAAUCGGUGGUCACCACCAUUGUGUAUCGUCGAGGAGAAGUGCAGAUCUGACGCUCUCUUUGACGAUACGAGCGGAUGAAAUGGCAUCGAGCACUCCACCCUGUACUCGUGAAGACACACCACCUGAGCCUGACAUAAUAGAAUUUCCUGAGGGACCAGUGGAUCAUAUAGAUUGUGCUGGGUAUUAUACACGAAUCAAUUCAGGUCCUUUUGUAAAAAAUAGGGAUUCUGAACUUCCUUCGCCAUCGGAAGCUCGUAAAAAACUGGAACUGGACUUGAGACAGGAUGCCGAUGUGGUAGCAGAUAAUACGAAUGCCAGUAAUAAAAUUUUCGUACCGAAACCACCCACAAAUCUGUCACCGAAGGAAGCGCUUUUGUAUGAAAAGUGUGUGGGACGACUUAUGGUGAUCGCUCAUGGUGGAAAGCUUUACACGUCGUAG